Molecule: messenger RNA, 828 nt
Organism: Trichomonas vaginalis G3
Lineage: Eukaryota; Parabasalia; Trichomonadida; Trichomonadidae
Exons: 1
Coding region: 1-828 (275 amino acids)
Source: RefSeq, a predicted model, not a curated record
AUGCUGGGUUCAUCUUCACAAUUUAAGCAAAUCAUUGUAAAGAAAACAAACGUUCCAUAUGAAUUGAGAUUUAUUGACAUCAGAAAUUAUAUAGCGGGUGGGACAUUAGACCAAUUCACUCAAGAUUUCGGAAACAAUAAAUCACGUGUUAAAUCCUUUUUCCCUUAUCAAUUCAUCACGUGGGAAAAUUACGAAGAAGAGUUAUAUAAAGUGGAACCAUUCACUCAAGAUUCAUUUUAUUCAGCAUUAACUCAAGAAACUAUAUCAGAUAGUGAUUAUCAAAUAUAUCUCAAUGAUGCUAAAAAUUUUAAAAAUAGAUUAGAAUAUUUUAUUCAUUAUUGCAAUAAAGAUGUUGAAAUUAUGAUUGACCCAAUCGAUAAAAUUAUUGAAGAAACAUUUGUUUAUAAAAUUGAUAUGCUUCAUAAUCUUUCUUUAUCAUCGAAUGCUUCAAUGAUUCGUUACGCUUUAGCAUACAAAGACUUUAAUCCUAAUGAAAAAUAUCCUGAGGAAGAGAUAGAAUCAAGUUUUGAAUUAACGAAAAAGUAUUGGAAAUAUAAAAUUGAAUCAUAUAAGAAACAAGAUGAAAAAGCAGAAAGAGAUACUAAAAAUAAUGUUUCAAUGGAUGAUUUUCAAUACUAUCACGAUUUAAUCCUUUCAUCUAAAUGCAAAAUGUGUGGUAAAGCGUUUACAUAUGCAAAUAAACCAACAUUGGAUAGAAUCGAUAAUGAAAAACCACAUACCAAAGAAAAUUGUCAGUUAAUAUGUUGUUAUUGCAAUGUCGUAAAAUCAAAUAAAGAUGAAGAUGUUCAACGUUUAAGAAUCAAUUGA